UAGAAAAAUAGUACAUUGGACAGACACACGUACGUUUAGCGAUGCGACAUAUAUACCACCCAUAAAUUCGUGGGUAUAGUUUCAUCAUCUAAAGUCCAAACUUUAUUUUUAUAACCUUACCCCGUCUAAUUAACAAAUAAUAUAUUUUACCGUACUAUUAUUUUUUUUUCCAUGUAAAGUAAAAGAUGUUGUUCCUUGCACUUGUCCUACGUAUACAACCCCAAAUUUGGGGUCAUUGCAUCUAUAAGACAAUAUGCAAUAUGCAUGCAUUACCUUGCACUUCUCCCCUUCACUUAAUAUUGGAAUACUGACACCUCUGUUCAAUAGCUAGUGAAAUUCCCCGUCCCCAACAUCAAAGAAUCUAUUUUUAUUUCUUCAAAGGUACAAAUUAAGAAGGAAGAAGCACGCGUGAGGGUGAAUGGCGCAAAGAGUACUAGUAGGAGAGAUGUUGGUGUUGGUGUUAUUGUUGUUGGCACCAAAGACAAAGGCAAAGGCAAUGAGCAUAACAAGAGGUCAAAACAAUAAAAGCAGCAGGGGCAAAGAGUCCUCUGGUUCUAGUGAUGAGGGGGGUGCAAUUAGCUUUUGUUUGAGUUGGAGAUUGGCAGUGGAGGCAAACAAUGUGGUUGCAUGGCCAACAGUUCCACCUCAGUGUUCCCGAUAUGUUGAGACUUACAUGAUCAAUGGCCAGUAUGACCGGGACUUGGAUUUGAUUGUGGAGGAAAUCUUGGCUUAUGUCAACCAAACUUUUCUCCUUGGGGAUGCCAUGGAUGCUUGGAUUUUGGAUGUUGAUGACACUUGCAUCUCCAACAUCUAUUAUUACAAAGGCAAGAAAUAUGGGUGUGAUCCGUAUGACCCAUUUGCCUUUAGGACGUGGGCCAUGAAAGGAGGGUGCCCUGCAAUUCCUUCCGUACUAAGGUUGUUUAACAUAUUAGUAAAUAAAGGAUUCAAAGUAUUUUUACUCACCGGAAGAGAUGAAGAGACCCUUGGUCAAGUUACCCGGAACAACUUGCACAAUCAAGGAUUCAUUGGCUAUGAACGUCUUAUUUUGAGGAGUUCAGCAUAUAAAGGGAAAAGUGCAAUGAAAUACAAAUCCGAUGUACGAAAGCAGUUACAAGACCAAGGUUACAGGAUAUGGGGGAAUGUGGGAGACCAGUGGAGUGAUAUUCAGGGAGACUAUUUAGGGAACCGUACUUUCAAGCUACCUAAUCCCAUGUACUUUGUUCCCUAAUCUAAUUAUGGUUUACAUGUAUUAUGAACUUGUGGCAAAUUAAAAUAGCCAACAUUCAAAUGUAUUAAUUUGGCAUCAAUAAUUUACUUUUGGGUGCUGCUACCAAGUUUAUACAAUAUGAUGAGAGGGAUAUUAGUAAGGUAAAAA
Molecule: messenger RNA, 1375 nt
Organism: Glycine soja
Lineage: Eukaryota; Viridiplantae; Streptophyta; Magnoliopsida; Fabales; Fabaceae
Product: acid phosphatase 1-like
Exons: 4
Coding region: 419-1228 (269 amino acids)
Molecular function (GO): acid phosphatase activity
Source: RefSeq, a predicted model, not a curated record